AUGGGCCUCUUAGUCCACCUGCUGGUCUGCCUGCUGGGGACGGGCUCCUGGGUGGCCAUCAACGGCGUGUGGGUGGAGCUGCCGCUGAUCGUGCCCCAGGUGCCUGAGGGCUGGCUCCUGCCCACCUACCUGACCAUCAUCGUCCAGGUGGCCAACCUGGGCCCUCUGGCCUUCACCCUGGCGCACCGCAUCCUCCGGGGGCGGGCGGAUGAGGUGGGCGUCAUCUAUGGGCUGCUGGUCCUGGGCUGCCUGGCUUGCCUGCUGCUGGCCUUCUUCUGGCAGGAGACCCGGCCGCUGGGCGCCGCCCGCUACAGCGUGGCGCUGAUGGUGCUGCUCUUCUUCCUGGCCCUGGUGGACUGCACCUCCUCCGUCACCUUCCUGCCCUACAUGCGCCGGCUGCAGCCUUGGCACCUCACCAGCUACUUCGUGGGCGAGGGGCUGAGCGGGCUCCUCCCGGGGCUGCUGGCGCUGGGGCAGGGGGCCGGCGCGGCUCGCUGCGUCAACGGCAGCCUGGUGGGCAACGGCACGUCGGAGCUGCUGGUGGAGUACCAGGAGGCCCGCUUCUCCGUCCGGACCUUCUUCCUCUUGCUGAGCGGAAUGAUGGCCAUGAGCCUGGCAGCCUUCCUCGUCCUUAACCACCUGCCCCGGCGGGCAAAGGGGAACCGUGCCUGGCGAGAGAGCCCGGAUAGCGCCCCAGCCACGGAGACGGGACAGCCUAUGCUCGGGGCCAUCGACUCCGGCCGUGGCACCGGCUACUCCCGUGUCCAGAAGGCCUGCGUCUUUGGGCUGAUGGGCUGGGCCAACGCGCUGACCAACGGCCUCCUCCCCCCACUGCAGUCCUACUCCUGCCUGCCCCACGGCCGCCCCACCUACCACCUCUCGGCCACCUUGGGCAGCCUGGCCAACCCGCUCGCCUGCCUCCUUGGGAUGUUCCUGGCUAGCAGGUCCCUGAUGCUCCUGGCUCUCCUCUCCUUGGCUGGAUCCCUCCUGGCCUGUUACAUCGUCAGCAUGGCUUCCUUCAGCCCCUGCCCCCCCCUGCUGCAUUCGCCCCUCGGCGUCCUCCUCAUCGUCCUCUCUUGGGUCCUCUUCAUCGGCGUCUUCUCUUACGUCAAACUGAUGAUUGGGAAGAUUCUGCGCGACGAGGGACGCAGCGCCCUGGUCUGGUGUGGGGCAGUGGUCCAGCUGGGCUCCAUGGUGGGGGCUCUCAUCAUUUUCCCUCUGGUCAGCGUCUACGGCUUCUUCCACUCGGGAGACCCCUGCAACUCCAGCUGCCCCAGCUAA
This is a messenger RNA of Protobothrops mucrosquamatus (brown spotted pit viper), 1281 nucleotides long. RefSeq names its product riboflavin transporter 2-like. Gene Ontology annotation, biological process: riboflavin transport. The transcript is spliced from 3 exons. The coding region runs from base 1 to 1281 and encodes 426 amino acids. Gene Ontology annotation, molecular function: riboflavin transmembrane transporter activity. Gene Ontology annotation, cellular component: plasma membrane. The record is from RefSeq and is a predicted model, not a curated record. NCBI's taxonomy places the organism in Eukaryota, Metazoa, Chordata, Lepidosauria, Squamata, Viperidae.